UAUAGCCAUCAAAUUUUACAUAUAUACAUAUAUAAGUAUAUAUAGCCUUAGUCAGAUAUCCAUAUUCUUCUGAAUCCCAAAAAUGGUGGUCUUGAGAUUACAUGGAUUGAUGCUCCGGCUAACAACAUUAAUAAUACCAUCAGCAGCAGCAGUAUUAGCAACUGAUCAUGAACUAGACUCACCAGGCUGCCUCCGCCACUGUGAAGAUGUAGACAUUCCAUAUCCAUUUGGCAUCACUGGAAACUGUUCUCUGAAUGACAAUUUUCUCAUCCACUGUGACAACUCCUCUGGCCAUCUUGUACCAUUCAUAGGUAAUCUCACAGUACGUAGCAUCUCUGUUGAACAACCUCAGAUAAGCAUCUUGUUUGAUGUUGCCAAAGAUUGCUAUACAAAGUCUGGUGAACAAAUAGUGACCAAGACUAAAUCAACUCUAAAGUCCCCGAACUCCAUGUUUAGCAUCUCUACCAAAAACGUCUUCACUAUUAUUGGUUGUGAAUCUUAUUCAUACCUUACUGCAUAUGAAACCAAUAAUGAAAGUAUCUACUUGACUUUGUCCACCACAUGUCGAAGCAUUUAUGGUGUGCACACUGGACCUGCUUGCUCACUUCCUGGGUGUACUUCUACAGAUAUAACUGAUAGACUCCAGAAUAUGACAGUGGAGGCAUAUAGCUAUAACCGACACAAUAAUACAAGAUAUUUCAACAACUGCACCUAUGCCUUUGUUGUUGAACAAAAUCAGUUCAGUUUCUCUCGUGAUUAUGUUACCAAUUUCCCUCAAGAGAAGCUCCCUCUGGCUCUUGAUUGGUCUGUAAGUUAUGACUAUGAUGCAUGUGGGAGAUAUAGCAGAAGACAUGGCCUUGAGGAUGGUUCUGGAUAUUAUUGCCAAUCCAUGAAGGGUUUCCAAGGAAACCCAUAUCUAAAUGAUGGUUGCCAAGAUAUCAAUGAAUGUGAGAAUCUAAGUCUGAAUAACUGCUCUGAGAUCCGGUACUGUGUUAACAAGCAGGAGAGUUAUACUUGUUCUUGUCCCUUCUGGUUCAAAGGAGAUGGGAGAAAAGAUGGAACGGGUUGCAAAGAUCAAUUACCAGGGUUUAAGAUUGCCAUAGUUCGUUAA
Molecule: messenger RNA, 1111 nt
Organism: Ziziphus jujuba (common jujube)
Lineage: Eukaryota; Viridiplantae; Streptophyta; Magnoliopsida; Rosales; Rhamnaceae
Product: wall-associated receptor kinase 2
Exons: 3
Coding region: 83-1111 (342 amino acids)
Molecular function (GO): calcium ion binding; polysaccharide binding
Source: RefSeq, a predicted model, not a curated record